This is a messenger RNA of Hemibagrus wyckioides, 484 nucleotides long. RefSeq names its product EKC/KEOPS complex subunit LAGE3. NCBI's taxonomy places the organism in Eukaryota, Metazoa, Chordata, Actinopteri, Siluriformes, Bagridae. Bases 109 to 399 code for a protein of 96 amino acids. The transcript has 3 exons. Gene Ontology annotation, cellular component: EKC/KEOPS complex. The record is from RefSeq and is a predicted model, not a curated record.
GGUAAUGCAGCAAAGCCGCCUAUUAACGUAAGAGGAAGAAGAAGAAGCAGAAGGAGCUUCUGAAACCCAACCAGGAAGACGGCAAUUACGAGGAUUAUAUAUUUAAAUAUGGCGUCCUGGGUUGGCGAUAGCAUCUUUGAUAACCAGUUCGAAUUAACUAUAGAAGUUCCAUUUCCUUCACAGAGGGAGGUGUCCAUUGCACUCCAGUCCUUGUCCCCUGAUCAUGAACCACGGACAGGUGGAACCAUAAAAAGUCUGAGUGCAUCAGCAAAUGCACUAUCUGUAAAAUGGAAUGCUGUAAAGGCUCGCAGUCUUCGUGUAUCAGUAAGCUCAUUUUUAGAUCACUUGGCACUUGUAAUGGAAACUAUGGAUACAUUUGGACAACCAGAUCUACAGUGAAACUAAUGCAUCAUGCUGAAGAAAAUAUGAUCUGUACUAUUUGAAAAUAUUGUAUUUUGUCUUUAAUAAACACUAAUCACUUGGA